Messenger RNA from Torulaspora delbrueckii, 1050 nucleotides. RefSeq names its product Erd1p (gene ERD1). The record is from RefSeq and is a predicted model, not a curated record. Bases 1 to 1050 code for a protein of 349 amino acids. Gene Ontology annotation, cellular component: membrane; cytoplasm. The transcript has a single exon. Lineage: Eukaryota; Fungi; Ascomycota; Saccharomycetes; Saccharomycetales; Saccharomycetaceae.
AUGGAUGCUGAAAAAGUCCCUGGACCACUGGUGAUCGCUAUACCUGCAUCAGAGCGAGUCAAUGUACUGCUCUUGAUAGCUAUUUGGCUAUGGCAAACUAUCUUGAAAUUCCUAUCGUCAUACCAGUUGGACGUGUCGACCCUUGUACAGACCAGAAACCCCAAUGAGGUUGUGCUUCCGUUGAAUCAGUUGCAAAUGCAGAGACUUUCGAGAAAAUUUGCCAUUAGGAUUUCUAAAAUUGUUGUACCUUUACUUGUCGUUAGUAUGAUCUGUCAACAAUGGGCCGAAACUAAUGACUUCGCACAUUUACUUGUGUCAAUAAUACCAUUGGUUGAAUUUGCCAUCAUAAUUGGUUCCAUUAUCCAAAAAUGUCAGAUAAUUGCGUACUGUGUCAAGAGGAUCUUAUUGAUAGAACCCACUCCAAGGUCCAUGAGAAAUGUCUACAUCUUAAUCUCAGAUACGCUCACUUCAUUUACAAAACCAUUGAUUGAUUUUUCACUGCAUAUGACAGCGCUUGUACUGAGCAAAGACGCUGUAUGGACCCAUUUCGACCUUCUCGUGUCGCUAUUUCCAUUAGAGAUCAGAAUAUGGCAGUGUCUGAGAGAAUUUUACCUGACAAAAGAUAGAUCAAUGCUGGUAAACGCAUUAAAAUACUGUUCCGGUAUACCGAUUGUGGUCAGCGUUUGGUACACUAGGGUCGCACCAGACAUUCAAAAUUUCAACACGGUUUACUGGUUUCAAUGCCUAAAUUCGUGCUUCACAUUAUUUUGGGAUGUCAAGAUGGAUUGGAGAUGUAACUCACUGCUGCAAAUACGGAAAAAUCACAAGUCGACGAACAGUGUGAUUUUUCCCAAGUUUAUUUAUUACAUCGGGUUUCUCACUGAUUUUACUAUAAAAUUUUGGUGGAUCUGGGUCAUGAAAACACCAAACCAUAUGCUUUUCUUCCAAAGCGAAUUACAAUACCUCGAAGUGCUUAGAAGAUCAAUUUGGGUCAUAUUCAAAUUGGAAUCCGAAUAUGUAAUGACAAGAAAUUUAGUUACGGAGAAAUAA